Molecule: messenger RNA, 2908 nt
Organism: Macrobrachium nipponense
Lineage: Eukaryota; Metazoa; Arthropoda; Malacostraca; Decapoda; Palaemonidae
Product: beta-galactosidase-like
Exons: 13
Coding region: 474-2426 (650 amino acids)
Biological process (GO): carbohydrate metabolic process
Cellular component (GO): vacuole
Molecular function (GO): beta-galactosidase activity
Source: RefSeq, a predicted model, not a curated record
UCGUCAGUCAGUCUGAGUGACUCAGUCAGUUGUAGUAGUCACGGGGUCAUAACGUAGGCAGCGUGUUCCUGGUUAAACUCAACAUUUUCCCCGAAAAAAUCCAUUUAUUCCUAUACGUUAGUGUGAGACAUCGUCAAGGAGAACUAUUUAGUGCCCAAGUGAAGUAAAGUAGACAUUUUGAUUCGUUGUGGACGAAUAAUUGUGACGUAACUAUUCUUCUUCACAUGUGAAUAUUGACGUUUAUUUAAACGGUCGUGAGAUGAAAAUCCGCUUCAAUAAACAGAAAAUGUAUCCAGGAAAGAGAUACUCCAAAAUUGCUUAGCGAAUGACUGUAAUAUCAAAGGAAAUAAUAGUUUUUUAAAUGGUUCCUGGUCCCCUUCGUGAGUUUGUUUACAAAAUUGCAGUUUCUUAUCGGCGGUUAGUUUAGCGUUUUCUAUUUAUUGGUCCCAUCGAAGAAAACGGGUCAUCGAAAUAUGAAAGGGGUCACUUUGAUAAACUGCUGGUUGGUUUUCCUUUGUGUGAUCUCCAGGAAUGCUAAUGAGGCUGCGUCUCCGGGUAACAGAAGCUUCACCAUCGACUACGAGAACGACUGCUUCCUGAAGGAUGGCGAAACCUUCCGCUACAUAUCCGGGUCCAUCCAUUACUUCCGGGUGCUGCCUUCGGAAUGGCGCGACCGUCUGCGGAAGCUGCGGAUGGCAGGUUUCAACGCCGUCCAGACUUACGUGGAAUGGGCCAGCCACGAACCCGAGCCGGAUGCGUACGACUUCGAGGGGAUGCUGGAUGUGGAGGAAUUCAUCCGAAUAGCUCAAGAAGAAGAUUUGCUGGUCAUAUUGCGUCUUGGGCCCUACAUAGAUGCCGAGAGAGACAUGGGAGGGCUGCCCUACUGGCUGCUCAGGAAGAACAAAGACAUGAGACUGAGAACAAGUGACCCAACGUUCCUGAAGGAAGUUGACGACUGGUUCGUGAACGUGAUGUUCCCAAAAGUCAAGCCGUUGCUGUAUGCAAAUGGAGGGCCAAUCAUCAUGAUGCAGGUAGAAAAUGAAUAUGGAAGUUAUCCAGCCUGCGAUUACGCUUACACAGCCCACCUCCGCUCGCUGUAUCGCAAAGCGUUUGGAGAUUCAGUUCUGCUCUUCACGACUGAUGGAGGUGGAGUGGGCUUCUUAAAGUGCGGCAAGAUCCAAGAUGUCUUCUCUACUGUCGACUUUGGGGCUGGAGUUGACUUGGAAAAGGCAUUCGGGUCCCAGAGAUUGUUCCAGCCUCGUGGACCCUUGGUGAAUUCCGAGUAUUAUCCAGGGUGGUUGGACCACUGGGGUGACCCGCACAGUACUGUUGAUGCAAAAAAAGUUUCCCAGUUCCUCGAUGACAUGCUGUUGCUCAACGCUUCCAUAAACAUGUACAUGUUCCAUGGAGGCACCUCAUUUGGAUUCGGGGCAGGUUCUAACUUGGGCUCGAAGUUUCUCGUUUGUCCGACAUCGUACGACUACGAUGCGCCUUUGUCUGAGGCUGGGGACCCGACCGAGAAGUAUUGGAUGCUGAGAAAUGUCACUCAGAAGUAUUUACCUCUACCUCCUGGAGACGUCCCUCCACCGUCACCAAAGUACAGCUACGGGAAGGUCCAGAUGACAAUCUUGGGCAGUGUGCUACAGCUGGCAACUGUGCUUCAGUCUGUCAGUGCUACGUGGCCCCUGACAUUUGAGGAGUUGUCUGUCUCCAGUGGACUUGUUCUCUACGAGACAAUAAUUCCCUUCAGAACUCCCGACCCUGCGCGUCUCACUAUCAGCGACAUCCACGACAGAGGCUACGUCUUUGUGGACCAGCACUACGUCGGGGUGGUGUCCCGCGAGGCGAGUCUCUUCGACUUGCCCCUGCAGUCUCUGCCAAACCAGACCCUUUCGAUACUCGUGGAGAGCCAGGGACGUGUGUGCUUUGGUGCAGGUAUCAACGAUUUCAAGGGCUUGACGACAAGACCGACCCUCGAGGACCGUGAGCUGAAGAACUGGAGGAUGACUCCUAUCCCAGUCACCCACUCGAAACGGCUUUUGUCCACUCUGAGUCAUCUGACGAAAAAGUUAGUGGAACAGCCACUGGCGCGUACUGAGCUGCAGGGGACGCCUCGGGGUGGCAUGUCAUUCUACAAGGGAUCUUUUGUGAUCCCAGAUGAAGAUGAUCACCCUCAGGAUACUUUUCUUAAAUUAAACGGAUGGAGAAAGGGAAUAGUAUGGGUGAACGGUUUUAACUUGGGUCGCUACUGGCCGGAAGUCGGUCCGCAGGUGACCCUUUACGUUCCUCGAGGAAUCCUGAAAAACGGGACCAACUCUGUUCUUGUGCUGGAGCAAGAAGCUUCUCCGUGUGCCUUAACGUCAAACUGCUUUGUGACUCUCCAGGACAAACACGAGAUUGCCGGACCUACGCCUUUCUCAGAAUGAAUCGCUGGUCGAGCAAGCCUGCGGGACUGUGGCGUGAACCUCAGUCUCAGGAUGUCCUUGAUUCAGUGAGAUUGUGAAACUAGAUUCUUCCUCAGAACUUUCCAGAAGAGUUGUUGACUAAAUGAGGUUGCUGUGGUUGUAGAAGCAAACCAAUUUCAGAAAGUUUUUUUACUAAACGAGACUGUGUUAACCAGGCCUCUUUUUAUUUUUGCUGAAUAAAUCAGGUUGUGGAACCAGGCCUUUUUCAGAAGAGUUACCUAAAUGAGGUUGUGGAACCAGGCCUCUUUGGGAAAGUGUCAAUGAUCAAAUGAGUGCGCAGAACCAGGUAUAACUCGCUGGUCAGAGUGUACAGAAUCCCACAUCUAAAACAACAUUCCAGGCCACUAUAGCACAAAAUAAAGAACUCGGGGAUAUCACCAUAUCAAUUAUAUUUAGAAGUGUGGUCAUUUCUUUGUAGUAUACUUUAAAUGGAGAUGUUAUAA